AUGGACAGUACUUGUAAGAAGAUUCCGUUCAUCGACCAUCACUUUCAAACCUCAUCGAUCGAUACCUGCACGCGAAUUCUUGCACCAGCCCUUUUUCCGGACUGGGCACCCACGAAUUCAAACUUGGAGAUUACUAAAUUGACCGAGGGCACCACAAAUUCAGCAAGUCAUGUCUCAGACCCUUACUGUACCAAGCAGAGCUGACGCCUCCAGCUUUUCAAAGCGUCCCACCGUUCUCGCGAUGUCGACGCCAGUGUCCUGAUCAAGGUAUAUGGCUCAGGAACCGAUAUCACCAUAGACCGCGAAAGUUUGUCUCCAUAAAUCCGAUAAGCAACUUCUUGUCUGACAUUACAUCAGAGGAGCUUUCUUUCCAUUGCGUACUCGCGGAACACAAGCUAGCCCCGGCACCACUGGUACGUUUCAGCAAUGGGCAUGCAUAUCCUUUUGUUGAUGGUAGGAUAUGCUCGCUUGAAGAGCUACCACAAAAGGAAAUCGGGUAUUGUGUCGCCCAAGAAAUUGCAAAUUGGCAUGGCUACCUUCCUAAGUUGGACCCGAGAUCACCGAAAAUACAAUUCGAGUCAGUCUUGCCGAGUGAUCUCUUGAUCCAGCCCAAUGUUUGGAUUACGGCCCAGAAAUGGCUUAACUCUAUUCCUGAGGCUUCGGAGGCAGAGAAAGUAACCAAGGAGAAUCUGACAGAAGAGUUUACAUAUCUGCUGCAAAGACUUCAUGGAGGUGGUGGUCAGGAAGUAAGUUGGCAUAAUUAUGCGUUAUUUCACUUUUUCACAGUAUAUCUCUGCAUUAAUCACAUUAAGACUUAAUUCCCUAAUCUCACCCUCAGGCUCAUUACCCGUUCACUUCUGACCUAGAUAGAUGGUCUUCACCCACGGUGAUCUUCUCCAUGCCAAUAUUGUGAUUACAGAUUCAUCUAAAUCCAAUGGUCUCAGCGUGAGCUUCAUUGACUAUGAGUAAACUUCUCCACUUUUGCUAUUGCUCGUCUAGAUAUUACUAACACUCGUACCAGACAUUCUACUUUUGCUCCACCGGCUUUCGAGCUCGCAAAUCACUUUUCAGAAUGGGCUGGUUUCGCUUGUAAUUACGAAUCACUUCCCUCCCGAGACCCGAGAAUGUCGUAG
Hymenoscyphus albidus is the source of this 1133-nucleotide messenger RNA. The record is from the annotation of a GenBank genome assembly. Lineage: Eukaryota; Fungi; Ascomycota; Leotiomycetes; Helotiales; Helotiaceae.